Penaeus vannamei (Pacific white shrimp) is the source of this 534-nucleotide messenger RNA. The record is from RefSeq and is a predicted model, not a curated record. NCBI's taxonomy places the organism in Eukaryota, Metazoa, Arthropoda, Malacostraca, Decapoda, Penaeidae.
AUGUCGACCCCCCCGCGGCCCCCGUGGCACUCCCGCGGCGUGAUGGCCGACCGUCCUCGCCCGGGGAAGCCUUCGGACACCUGUGAGACUCCCGAAGGCUCCCGUGGCGCCCGCGCGCUCCCGUGGGCCCGCCGCUGCCGCCGGGGAGCGGGAGGCUUCCGCGCCCGCUGGGCUGGUGGCCGCCCGUCCGCGUCCUCAUCCAUGUUUUUAUACAACACCCCCGACACACCGACUUCCCCAACCCCGACCUCCCCGACUUCCCCUACACCCCCUCCCCCCCGACACCCCGACUUCCCCACAUCCCCGACAUCCCAGACUUCCCCACACCCCCGACACACCCGACUUCCCCCAAACCCCGACUUUCCCCACCCCGUCCCGACACCCCGACACCCCGACUUCCCCAACAUCCCCGACAUCCCAGACAACCCCGACACCCCCGGCAUCCCCGACUUCCUCGCCCGCCAAGGCUCUCGCGACGAAUCAAAACGAUUGCAGACGAUGGCCAGCGAGCGCGGAGGCCGGUCGGGUCCCUAA